UUUCCUGUUAAAAUAUCCAGUUUUUUAGUUAAAGAAUGAGUGAAGGUGAAUCGAGUUCCCGCAAAUCGGACAGUUCCGAGGGCAGUUCAUCGGAGCUGGACUUUGCCGGAUCCGGCUUCAAGCCGCUGCGUGUGCUAUACUCGCGCAAAGCUCAGGCCCCCGUUUCCGCAGCUCGGCUGCUCGAUAACGUCGGUGCGUACGAAUCCCAAUACAAACAACUGGGCGGAUUCGAUCAGCAGUUUAGUGAGGAACGGUUGCGUGAAAUCCGGGCGGCCAAUGCCGCCAAGAAACAGAUCGCCGCUCCCAGUGGCCAGGCACCGGUUAGGAGAUUCGAGCCGCACCAAGAAAUGAUUCGAGUCGAGCGACCAUUCAGAGCCAGGCGCAACAUAUUCCUGCGAAUCGAUAGCUACGAGGGGCCGUUGGGUGAACUGAGGCAAUGGAUGAGGGAGAGAGUCCGGGUAAAAGUUUACACCCGAAGGGAGAAAGGCGUCCGGGGGUUUGUGACCGGGUUCGUGGAAGUUUUCGACAAGCACUGGAACAUGGCCCUGGUGGAUUGUCAGGAAUCUUGGAAACGGAGGAAGAAUCGGUAUUCGGAGAAUAAGGUUUGCGCUUUGGGAGAGCCGCAAGAUUGCGGCCAGAUGCUGAGGAAAAUGGGGAUCUCGAUUCCGGAAGUGACGGUGAAAUCCGUCGAUCGGAAGUAUGUUAACUGUAGCCGACAAGUGCCUAAAUUGUUGAUAAGGGGCGAACAGGUUGUUCUAGUUACGCCCGAUAAGGAAUCGCCGAAGGUAGAACCACCUUAAUA
Messenger RNA from Uranotaenia lowii, 802 nucleotides. RefSeq names its product U7 snRNA-associated Sm-like protein LSm11 (gene Lsm11). Gene Ontology annotation, cellular component: U7 snRNP. Gene Ontology annotation, molecular function: U7 snRNA binding. Bases 36 to 800 code for a protein of 254 amino acids. The record is from RefSeq and is a predicted model, not a curated record. Gene Ontology annotation, biological process: mRNA 3'-end processing by stem-loop binding and cleavage. Lineage: Eukaryota; Metazoa; Arthropoda; Insecta; Diptera; Culicidae. The transcript has 2 exons.